Molecule: messenger RNA, 419 nt
Organism: Ceratitis capitata (Mediterranean fruit fly)
Lineage: Eukaryota; Metazoa; Arthropoda; Insecta; Diptera; Tephritidae
Product: general odorant-binding protein 56h-like
Exons: 2
Coding region: 3-419 (138 amino acids)
Biological process (GO): sensory perception of smell
Molecular function (GO): odorant binding
Source: RefSeq, a predicted model, not a curated record
AAAUGAAAAUUUUAUAUAUUUUGAUUACCUUUGCUGCAUUGGCUACUUUUGCCUUGUGCGAUUUACGUGUAGAAAUGCGCAAAUUUUUUAGUUAUUGCCAGUUUGAAGCCAAUGUGACCGAAACGCAGUUAAAUAAAUUCAUUGACAAUGGCAUGUUGGCUAGCGAGGCCAAAUCCAAUAUAAGAUGUCUUGUAAAGUGUACUAUGGAACGGUAUGGACUCAUUAGAAAUGGCACUUAUGACACUGAAAGAGCAAUUCGAGAUUUUGCUUCGAAAGUUCCAAAGCGUAAGGGUUUGGAGGAGGAUGUUAAGGAAGCGGUGAAUAAAUGCAAAGCUGAGAAGGGUGCCGAUGAUUGUGAUAGGGCUUUCAAGAUCACCAUGUGUAUUAAAGAGUUUAAAACUCGUUUUCCUGAGGUUUAA